Molecule: messenger RNA, 2351 nt
Organism: Corticium candelabrum
Lineage: Eukaryota; Metazoa; Porifera; Homoscleromorpha; Homosclerophorida; Plakinidae
Product: T-box transcription factor TBX4-like
Exons: 5
Coding region: 776-1615 (279 amino acids)
Biological process (GO): regulation of transcription by RNA polymerase II; positive regulation of DNA-templated transcription; cell fate specification
Cellular component (GO): nucleus
Molecular function (GO): RNA polymerase II cis-regulatory region sequence-specific DNA binding; DNA-binding transcription factor activity, RNA polymerase II-specific
Source: RefSeq, a predicted model, not a curated record
UAUGAAAUUCUCCCUGUUGCCGCCUUCGUUGAAAGAUUGGUCUGACCCACAUUUGCCGUUGUUGAUAUUCUCUAGCUCUACGCCUACGGCGACGAAUGAGAAGUAGAAGAAAUACAAUUUCUUCGUCCAUCUACGAUACACACGUGGUGUUACAAUAACGUGCGUUAGCAUGCGCUCAACGCUCGAGUAUCCAGACAGGUGCUGACCAACGUCUCCUGACGCUCACGAAAAAAUAUUGUGAAUGGUACAACGUCAUCGUCAGCGUCAGCGUCAGCGUCAAUGUCAACGUCCAGCGUCAUCGUCAGCGUCAACGUCAACGUCAGCGUCGUAUUGUGAACUAGGCUUCAUUGUCAAUGCAGUGGCGAUGGUAAUUAGCACUUAUUUCUAGUGCCAUGUUGCGUUCCGCGUUGGACUUGUGAAGACGGCACUACACUGACGUUAACGGCACGUUGAGGCGACUACGCGCCGCAAUUAGCUAACAUCCGUGAGUUCACCCAAUCACAGCUCACCGUUUCGAAUUUUACUUGAACCAUGUGCACUCUCCACGUGCUCACUUUCAAUCGUUCACUGUUCUCGUCGACUCGGUUUUCGUCUUUCUCAACGUUUCAAACUGGAUAACGAAUUUCGUCAUUUACGUGGUGGUUACCACUACUCGACAUUCGGUCGAUUUCAGUAUCCGAGGUCGUCGUCGUUAGCCAAUGGACAAGAGCGACCUCCCUUCCAUCCUCUCGUGUCUCCCACCUCUCUUUCUCCUUUUCGCGGCUACUUCUAUUCGAUGCCUGCUCCCGGUCACUUUCACUACAAUCCUUUUCAUUCUUCACGUCCGAUUGGCUAUAGACCUUCGACAUCUGCAGCGGCAGCAUCGACGACGGCGGCGGUGGUCGUUCCUCCGGUGACGAACGCGUUCAGUUCGAAUUCGAGUUCGUUAGACGAAGGAUGGAGCAGCGGAACGUGCAUCGAAGUUGUUCUAAGGGCAUUCGAACUGUGGCAGAAAUUUUCUAAAAUUGGCACCGAAAUGAUAAUUACCAAAUCGGGGAGACAACUGUUUUCGAUUAUCGUCGUGUCUGUGACUAACUUGGAGAAAGACAGUGUGUACAAAGUUGUGUUAGAGUUUGCCUGCAAUGACCGCCGUCGAUACAAAUUUAUCAAAUCGCAAUGGGUAUCCAGUCAGCAGUCUGACGCCACGUUUCCUGACCAAGACCCGUCAUUCGUGCAUCCAGACAGUCCUGCUACUGGAAAACACUGGAUGAAACAAGUUAUCUCGUUCAAAGCGGCCAAAUUGACAAACGACAAAGAUUGUCGUAAACCUACUCAUGUUGUUCUUCAUUCGAUGCACAAGUACGAGCCGCAAGUAGCCAUUUUCAAAUUGUCUGACGGCGACGGAACGUUCGAACGUGUUUUCGUCCGACAACUGCCUCUGUGUCAUUUCAUUAGCGUUACGUCAUAUCAGAACAAAGAAAUCACCCGUCUCAAGAUCGACAAUAAUCCUUAUGCGAAAGCAUUUCGUGACCAAGAGACGAGCGAUGGCAUCAAAACUUUUCCCGAAUCAUUGCAGUCGGUCUCGCCAAAUUUCUCACUUAAAUGUGGAGCCUACGUUUCCUUUCUCUCUCUUUAGUGACUACAUUCCCCAAAUCUCCGGUCUUAUGGAUUCUUCAUUUUUCCAUUCCCACCACUCGUCUUCUUCUUCUCUCUCUCUCCAUACUCUUCGCUCGUUUCGUCGUUUAGUCCAUUUGACGGCUUGUCACCAGUCGUCAAACCCGAGGACGUUCAUUCUCACCAAAGAAGAUUUAGUGCUCCAGACGCGCUCGCCGGUGAGACAUCUAGUUCAUUAAGAAUGAGCCGCGGCCAGGACGAUACCGACAGAGUCAGUCGACAAUGUCAAGAGAACAGCACGAGCAGUCGGUGUAAGAAGCGUUGAAGACAGCAUCACGAUGAUUCGGUUGCUUCGUUCAAGAAGGAUCCUCGGCAGGAGCAGGAUACGUGUUCUUCGUCUAAGUCGAGGCGACGGCAAGAGGAGGAUACGUGCGGCUCAUCGAAAACGUCGACGAUUGGACAGGAACGGGAGGAUUGGCAUUGUCCGUCAACGACGUGCGACCGGAACGAAACCUCGUCUUCUAUGCCCAGGAGUGUUCGCCAACCAGAAGAAAUGGGCAGUUCCUAUAGAGCGAGUCGGCUACUGGGAGAUUUAUCGGACAGUGAUUGAUGUUUUUGGUUUUUUAGAGACGUGGUGUGCACAGAACUAUGGGUUUGGGUAUUACUGACACGUAUACUUUUAGUCUAGCACACUUUCACUAUGUUUUAGCACGUUUUUGAGCAUUACUGCAAUAGAAGUAUUGAUGGGGAGCAUCACA